AUGAAACAUUAAUAAUUUGACGUAGAGACCCCAGCUAUUCAUGAACAAGAAGAUCAUCAUGUAGGAAUUACAAAUGGAAGUCACGAUAGUCCUAUAUUGCACUUCUAAAAUAGAAAUGAAUCAAUUAAUUCCUAAUCAACUAGGGAUUCGAUUAACGAAAAUUUAGCUAAACAAUAAUUAAUUGUUGAAAAUAGAAGGGUUUAUUGGGCAAUCAAAAUGAUAGUUAUUGGAUUGAUGAUGAGCGCUGUGUGGCUUGGAAAAAAUUAUGCUACACCCUCUAUAGAAGUUCCAAAGUUAUCUGAUCCAAUCCACGAUGCCACUUCUUAUUUAAACAAUUUGGUUAAUAAACAUAAAGAAAUUGCAAUGUUCUUCUAAAUUUCUGCCUCAAUCAUUAUGGAUUUUAGUUUCUUCGCUCUAUGCUUUUACUGGGUUAUAAAAAUUAAUUCUGUUAGAGCAAUAUUUGCCAUGGCUUGUUUUUACAUAUUCAGAGGACUCAAUUAGGCUUUGAUUAUAUUCCCCUUCCCUGAAGGAUAUUAUUGGGAAUAUCCCAAUUUCCCUUCCUAUGUAACUCCCUAUGGAAAAACUUCUGAUUUCUUCUACUCAGGUCAUGUUGGCUUCUUAAAUAUUGUCGCACUUGAAUGGUAUAAACAAAAAAAUUAUUUCAUGUUCUACCUCACUUGCGCCUUUAAUGUUUAUGUUGCAUUUGUCAUGGUAGUAUUCAGAAUUCAUUACGUAGUUGAUAUUACUACUGGAUUGGUUGUUUCUCACUACAUCUUCAUGCUUGUCUGCAAAUAUAAUGAUAAAAUAGAUUAUUUAUUUUAAAAAGUAUUCCAUUGUACUGAAAGAUGCUUCAGUUCUAAUUCUAAAAAUGAUAAAAGUUGUGAUGAAGAGCUUUAAAUCAACCACCAUUGA
Molecule: messenger RNA, 912 nt
Organism: Tetrahymena thermophila SB210
Lineage: Eukaryota; Ciliophora; Oligohymenophorea; Hymenostomatida; Tetrahymenidae
Product: PAP2 family protein
Exons: 5
Source: RefSeq, a predicted model, not a curated record